Messenger RNA from Stomoxys calcitrans (stable fly), 1701 nucleotides. Its product is annotated as putative nuclease HARBI1. NCBI's taxonomy places the organism in Eukaryota, Metazoa, Arthropoda, Insecta, Diptera, Muscidae. The coding region runs from base 371 to 1453 and encodes 360 amino acids. The record is from RefSeq and is a predicted model, not a curated record. The transcript has 3 exons.
GAAUCAACAAAAUAAACUCCAAAUAAUUGUCCGUCGUUUAGUUAACGAGUUUCAAUUCGUUAGCGAAAACACCUGAUUUUAACGAUGUCGAUUUUCGUUAUAAGUGGCUACUGAAUACCAAGUUCGUUAUCUUUUCUGUUAUCGCUUUUUAACUAAACACAUUACUAAAUUCCACUGCUGAAAUCGCCCAAUUCUUGCCGGCAAUAUUAUGUUUAAUUAGUUAUGCUUACACAUUUACAUUUGCAACGUACGGCAACCCUAGCGAAAUCGAAAUACUAAUACAGAUGUGUGAUUGAAAUCGCUUUCGUCCAUGAUUUAUUGUUUUGCAACCAUAUGACAUUAUGAUAAAAAGUUAAUUUUAAUAGUUAAUAUGGCUUUUGUUAUGCUUACUUCAUUGUUAUUACUAGAAGAGAAACAAGAAGAGUUGCAAAAGAAUCGUGUUAAAAGAAGAAUUCUGCGAGAUUCCUCAAAUCCACUAGAAUUGGCAGAAUCAAAGUUUGUGGAAUAUUUCGGUUUAAAUAAGGUCGGAUUUGAAUGGAUUUUAAAUACCAUCAAACCACAUUAUAAGCAUACAACCAUUCCUUUGCCCAUCCAGUUGGCUGCCACAUUGAGAUUUUUUACUGCGGGCAUUUGUCAACAGCAUGUCGAAGAUGACAGUGUAUUUUCUUUAGGCCGCACAACAUUUUGCAAGACACUAAACAAAAUGAUAAGCAUUUUGGAAGAAAUGGUUUGCCCCCAUUGGCUUCAACCUCUAACGGACUCAGAAGAAAUUUUAAAAUCUAAAAAAUAUUUUCGAGACAGUUAUGGCAUUCCAGAUGUGAUUGGCUGUAUCGAUGGCUGUCACAUAAAGCUAACUAAACCAACUACAAAUGACGAUUUGUAUUAUAAUCGAUGUGGACAAUACAGCAUAAAUGCCAUGAUAAUUUGCGACUACAAAAUGAAUAUACGAGCUGUUGAUGCAACACGGCCCGGUUCCAGCGAAGAUUCGUUUGUUUGGAAUCAUAGCCAGCACAAGGAUUUCUAUAAAUCCCGAUAUGAGAACGAUGAUUGUGAUUCUUGGCUUCUAGCUGAUGCUGCAUAUAAACUUGAGCCAUAUGUCCUAACGCCGUACAAUGGCCUGGUGACGGAUGCAGCUCAGCUGAAUUUCAAUAAAGCCCAUGCAAAGGCUAGAAAUGUGAUUCGAUUGACCAUAGAAAUACUGAAGAGUAGAUUUAAGUGCCUGUCAAAAAGAUUGCGCUACAAACCUUCAAAGGUGGCCAAAAUUAUACACAUCUCUUGCGCUCUUUAUAAUAUGUGUAAUUUUUAUAACGUUAAACAGUCGAUAAGGAUAAAACGUUUCAAAAGCGAUGAAGAAGAUGAGCUGGAAUGUAAGGAAAGGAUCUUCAAAGAUUCUAGCAAUAAGGUCGCAAGGAAAUAUCGAGAUAAAAUAGCCCAAAGAUUGUUAAUCGAAUGAGCCUAAGGCGAUUGACAAGAAAUUACAAAGUGAUAACCAACAUUCCGAAUACUGUGAUAUUUGGCAUAUUUUAAUAGUGCAAGACGACAAGUGGUUUUAUUGAUUUAUUUAUUUAAUGUUUUAGUAUAAUUGCUACUUUGUUGGACUCUGGGCUGUGCGACGUGAUGAUUUGAUUUUGACGCUUGACAAUUUUUGGAUUUUUCUUCCUUUGCGAUAGACGAUUUUAUUCCGACCUCUAUUUGUUUUAA